AAAAAGGUUGACAGUUGAGCGACAGAAGAACUAUUAUAACCUUUUCUUGUUGACUUGAUUGGCACACACGCAAUAUGUUUUACCUCCAAAUCACUUUAGGCGCCACAUAUAAUAUAUCUUUUUACACAGAUAACGCAUGUCAGUAUGCAACAGAAUGCCAUCAGCGCGUGUACUGACGCUACUGCUGCUGUUAACACUUGAAAUUUUACACAACAAGGCGAUAUGUCCACGCGGCACACAUUUGGAUAAAUUAAAAUUCAGUCUCGUACGCACGUGUCAACGCUCAGAAAUGCCGGCGAUCGCUUACAAAAAUGCAUUUACCUUAGAGGAUUGCGUGCGUGAGGCGAAAUUAGCGCGCGGUUUGGCUUUGAAUUUUGGCACGCGUAUAAGAAGCAAGCAGAUGGUGGAGGGCAGUGAUGCUUUUGAAAUACUGCUAACGAGGCUACAACAAAUCACGCGUCCAAAUUCGACACACAACAAUGAAAAUCGGCAAAGCGUUUGGCAGCAGCCAGAACAGCAUUUCAAUUGUCACAUACUCGCCUGCCCCGAGAAUAACACGAUGCGUAGUCUGGUGAAUGACAGUCGCUAUGAUUUCUACAGUUUAUACGGCGAGCCAAUCGCAACUCGCAAUUACACUUGCAUACCACAAGUGGGCUUGUUCCAAUUGCAAGUGAGAUCGGCGAGUUUCGUUAAUGCCACACGGCAUUGUCGCAAUGCAACAGAUGUUGGUGGUGUGGCCAUGUUGGCGCAUGUUGCAUCAGCACUGCGCACGGAUGGUUUUGCGGCGUUGCUACGCAGCUUCAAUGAGGCAGCACGGCAACAGCGUGAACGGCAGCAUACUUUGGCUUAUGUUGGCCUGCAUUUCAAUCGCUCCUACAGCAGUGAAAAUAUUGUGUAUAGAAAUAUGGAAAGUGAGCCCUUGCAUUGCUUCCAAUACGCAGCAUGGGCGCCGGGUCAUCCACGUACCGGUGACAUAUUUGGGAAUAUUAGCUGCAUUGCAGUGAGCAACGAGAACACUUGGCUAACGGUAAAUUGUGAGCGUGCGCUCCCUUCUAUAUGCGAAAUAUAUACAUCGAGAAGUGAGUUAGAUGAAACCUCUAUCACUGCCGGCACCUGUGCACCCAACACUACAUAUAUAACAUAAACUUCUUUCACCGCAUUUUAAAAGAUUUUUUUUAAUAAAAUGAACAAGAUACGCACAAAAAAUAAUAAAAUGCAAGAAACGUUUUAAAUAAACGGUAGAUCUUUGGCAUUUGAAUUAUAACUCAGCUAUGAGCAGAUAGGUGGCGCCGCUGGAUAUGUAAAAUUG
Messenger RNA from Bactrocera oleae (olive fruit fly), 1309 nucleotides. RefSeq lists its product as uncharacterized. The record is from RefSeq and is a predicted model, not a curated record. NCBI's taxonomy places the organism in Eukaryota, Metazoa, Arthropoda, Insecta, Diptera, Tephritidae.